CCCGCCGCCGCCGCCGCCGCCGCCGCCGAGUCCCCGCGCAGGAGCCGCGGCCGCCGCCGCCGCCGCCUCGGCCCGUCCCCGCCGCCCGGGCGCGGCCAGGCCUUGUGGUCCUGUCCCUGGGAGUUCCCAAAGCUGAGCUAUGGCCACUCCGGAUGUGAGUGUCCAUAUGGAGGAGGUCGUGGUGGUGACGACGCCGGACACGGCCGUGGACGGCAGCAGCGUGGAGGAGGUGAAGACCGUGCUGGUGACCACCAACCUGGCAUCCCACGGGGGUGACCUCACCGAGGAACACAUGGAGACUGAGAAUGCCGCGGCCGCAGCUGCAGCCUUUACCGCGUCCUCGCAGCUCAAGGAGGCCGUGCUAGUGAAGAUGGCUGAGGACGAGGACAAUCUGGAGGCCGAGAUCGUGUACCCCAUCACCUGUGGGGACAGCAGGGCCAACCUCAUCUGGAGGAAGUUCGUGUGCCCCGGCAUCAACGUGAAGUGUGUCCAGUACGACGAGCAUGUGAUCAGCCCCAAGGAGUUCGUGCACCUGGCAGGCAAGUCCACACUGAAGGACUGGAAGCGAGCCAUCCGGAUGAACGGCAUCAUGCUGCGGAAGAUCAUGGACUCGGGGGAGCUGGACUUCUACCAGCACGACAAGGUCUGCUCCAACACCUGCCGCAGCACCAAGAUCGACCUCUCGGGCGCCCGCGUGUCCCUGAGCAGCCCCACGUCCGCCGAGUACAUCCCGCUCACCCCCGCCACGGCCGACAUGAACGGCUCCCCUGCCACCAUCACCAUCGAGACCUGCGAAGACCCCAGCGACUGGACCACGGCUAUUGGAGAUGACACGUUUGCCUUCUGGCGAGGGCUGAAGGACGCGGGAUUGCUGGAUGAGGUCAUCCAGGAGUUCCACCAGGAGCUGGUGGAGACCAUGCGAGGCCUCCAGCAGCGGGCCCAGGACCCCCCACUACAGCUCAGAGAUGCCGUCCUCCUCAACAACAUCGUGCAGAACUUCGGCAUGCUGGACCUGGUGAAGAAGGUACUGGCCAGCCACAAGUGCCAGAUGGAUCGAUCCCGGGAGCAGUAUGCCCGCGACCUGGCAGCGCUGGAGCAGCAGUGCGACGAGCACCGGCGCCGGGCCAAGGAGCUCAAGCACAAGUCCCAGCACCUGAGCAACGUGCUCAUGACGCUGACGCCUGUGUCCCUGCCGCCCCCCAUGAAGCGGCCACGCCUGGCCAGGGCCGCCUCGGGUCCGGCCGCCGUGGCCUCGCAGGUGCUGGCGCACUCAGGUCUCGCCCCGGCCGUGCCCGUCUCCCAGCUGGCCGGCGUCCCGCUCGGCAAGGUGCUGUCCACGCUGCCGGCGCCCGUGCUGGGCAAGGGCCCCCCGCCGGCCGCGCCUGCCGCGCCCGCCUCGCCACUGCUGGGCGGCUACACGGUGCUGGCCUCGCCGGGCGCCGCCUUCCCGGGCGCCGUGGAGCUGCACCCCGACGCCGCAAGCCUCACGGUGCUGAGCACGGCCGCCGUGCAGGACGGUGGCACGGUGGUCAAGGUGGUCAGCCCGCUGCAGCUGCUGACGCUGCCUGGCCUGGGCCCUGCGCUGCAGAACGUGACGCAGCUGUCCCCGGGCGCCGGCGCGCUGCUGGUGCCCGCGGUGGACGGCGCGGCGGCCGCCCCGGGGCCCGAGGAGCACGCGGCCGCCCUCGAGGUGGCCGCCGUGGCCGAGGGCCACGAGCACAAGUAGCCGGCGGCGAGUGGCCACGCGCACGGCGGCCUCGGGCCGCUGAACCAAAGAGGAGACGCCGGACUGGACGGAGAAGGGACAGUCCUGCGGGCCGCCGCCGGGCCGGGCCCUGACUUCCCUUCUCUCGGGGACAUGCAGGCUCCGCCUGCUGCUUAUUAACACUGUUUACACAUGGCCUGAGCGGGCGGGCCAGAGCCGCCCGCCCUGGGUCUGAGCCGCGGGGGGUCGUCAGUGACACCUGUCUUGGGGACCGUCCCCAAGCGUGGAAUCGCGUGGAUCCUAUGGAUUUGGUUUCUUCCCACAGUUUUCUGUAGGGUUAGUGCAGUGCACGCAGGUCCGCUCUCUGGGAUGGACGUCGGGCCGCUGCGGGCGUGGAGGUAGCGGGUCUGAGGACUUCAGCCGAGAGCAGAGCCAGGCCUGCUGGCUCUGGCCGAGGGCUUGGUCCGAGCUCCCCCGGCACCACAGCACGGAGCCUGCGGGCCCUGCGUCCGGCCGGCAGGCUCCUGGGGGCCGUCCCAGCCGGCAUGAAGCUCCCGUCCCCCUCCCACCUGUGGCUCCAAGGCCGAAGGCGCUUCUCUGGGCCGUGCAUGGGUGUGGUCCCAGAGCCCACAGUCCCUGCCCCGCCAGGGCCUGGUGCACACUGUCCCCGGUCUGUCCUUCCGCCUCAAGUGCCCAGGGCAGGCGGGCAGCUGCGAGGGUCCCGCUUCUUCCUGUUACGUUGUUGGCUGGUUCCGUGUGAUCUCCUGUGGGUGUCCGUCCUCGUUUUUAACUCAUUUUUACUGAGUCCGGGGCCUGUUACCGCAACUGGGUGUCCACGGGUGCGUCCAGCUGCCUCAGCAGGGGCUGCUCCGGGUGAUGGCGGCCGCCCAGGAUGAGCCUCCUGGGGACUGGGAUGUCUGUGCUGGCGGGGCCGAGCCGCAGGGAGGCCCGGCCGUAGAAGGGACAGAGGGACCGAAGCUCUGGGUGCCGGUCCCAGCGGGUGCCUCUGAGUCCACUUUGUACGUUGUUUUGCAAGUAUCUGCUUGGUACUUUGAUUUAAAAUAAAAGCAUUUUCAUAGUU
Sorex araneus (European shrew) is the source of this 2786-nucleotide messenger RNA. It is a transcript of the gene GMEB2, whose product is annotated as glucocorticoid modulatory element binding protein 2. Gene Ontology annotation, cellular component: nucleus. Bases 140 to 1726 code for a protein of 528 amino acids. The record is from RefSeq and is a predicted model, not a curated record. The transcript has 10 exons. Lineage: Eukaryota; Metazoa; Chordata; Mammalia; Eulipotyphla; Soricidae. Gene Ontology annotation, molecular function: RNA polymerase II cis-regulatory region sequence-specific DNA binding; DNA-binding transcription activator activity, RNA polymerase II-specific. Gene Ontology annotation, biological process: positive regulation of transcription by RNA polymerase II.